This is a messenger RNA of Cooperia oncophora, 465 nucleotides long. Lineage: Eukaryota; Metazoa; Nematoda; Chromadorea; Rhabditida; Trichostrongylidae. The record is from the annotation of a GenBank genome assembly.
AUGAAGAAGAACAAGAAGAUUCAGAUAAUCUCUCCGAAUUCUCCGUUGGAGCCCCGCGUGCCAAUCAAAUGGAUUACCACGAAAGACGAUCCGCUUUCACCGUUCUACUCAACAGAGACUGACACCAUACCACCGUUGGCCAAAUUGAUUCUGAAACGAACAGAGGUAAUUCCAAUGAGAUGUCAAGCCGAUGACGAGUACAGGCGUGAGGCGUUCAACAUCACAAACACCAGUGAAGACGAGGAGUACAAAGAUAGACGCGAAUGUCUUAUGUCGAACUGGGGAUCAUGGUCCUUGUGUUCAGCUACGUGUGGAAAAGGAAUUCGAAUGAGAAGCAGAGUGUUCGUCUUCCCUAUAAAGGCACGUUUGUUAGAAUAUGGAGGAAAAACUAUUUCGUGUUUGCGGCGGAGAAAUUAUUCCAUCACGUUCGAAUCCUUUCUCGCAAACCAAUUCCCUGUUAUUUGA